UUGUCCCGCAUAUACCGUCGACCCGCCGCGCCAAACGGACCUCCUGCCCCAGCGUCCAUACCCGACACAGAGAUCCAUCGGCCACUGCUGCUGCUGUUGCCGUUGUUGUUGCUGCCACCGAUGCCCGCCAUGGAUCAAUCCCUAGCGGUGCCGUCCGAGGUGCGGGUGACGCGCCCCACCCUCACUGUGCCCCGCCGCUCCCACCUGUACGACUACUGCCCCGAGGAACGCCCAGGUCUGCGGAAGAGGCUACAGAAGCGGGCGCAGGCGUGUGGCAGGUGCUCCCGCGGGCGUGUGUGGGGGACGGUGAAGAGCCGUCUGCCCAUCCUCGACUGGCUCUUCAAGUACAAUCCCCGCCAGGCCUUCCUUGGGGACCUCAUCGCCGGCCUCACCGUCGGCGUGAUGAGCAUCCCGCAAGGGAUGGGCUACGCCUUAAUGGCCGACCUGCCCCCCAUUACGGGCAUCUACGCCAGCAUCGUCUCCUCGCUGAUCUACAUGUUCCUGGGCACGUCAAGCCACGUCUCCCUCGGGCUGGUGGCGUCCCUGUGCAUGCUGACUGGGAAGGUGGUGGCGGACCUGGCCACCCUCGACGCUCCGCCCACAGCCAACGCCACGGACUUCUACUCCACCUCCACCGCACCGCAGAGCCCCGAGGACUUCACUACUUAUCACUUCAGCGACUACGCCGACUUCAACAUCACCGCCGACCCGACCUACAGCCCCAUCCAGGUGGCUUCAGCGCUGGCCAUCAUCGCUGGGAUGUGGCAGGUGAUGAUGGGCGUGUUCCAGCUCGGGGAGGUGUUCACUAUCCUGCUCUCAGAAAUGGUCAUCUCGGGCUUCACCACCGGCGUCGCUUUCCAUGUCCUCACCUCUCAGGCCAAGAACUUGCUGGGCAUCGCUGUGCCCCGCUACUCCGGCCCCUUCAAGGCCUUCUACACAUACCGAGACCUGUUCAAGAAUCUGUUAAACGCCAACCCGGCGGCGCUGGUGGUGUCGGCGAUCUGCAUGGUGGUGCUGGUUGUCAACAACGAGGUGAUCAAGCCCAAGAUGCGGAAGGUGAGCCGCAUCCCCCUGCCCAUCGAGCUGCUGGUGGUGGGCGUGGGCACGCUGGCCAGCUACCUGCUCAACAUGAAGGACAACAAUAACAUUGCGGUCAUCGGCCACGUGCCCAAAGGGUUUCCCAAGCCGUCCAUGCCCCUCCUCGAGCUGGCCCCAAGCAUGCUUCUGGACACCUUCCUCGUCGCGAUGAUCGGCUACACCUUGGCGAUUUCCAUGACAAAGAUCAUCGCCAAGAAAAAAGGCUACACGAUCGACCCCACCCAGGAGAUGUACGCCCAGGGCUUCAUCAACUUGUUCGGGUCGUUCUUCUCCUGCGCACCCAUGUCCGUGUCGUUGUCAAGGUCGAUGGUUCAGGAGGCGGCGGGCGGCGUCACCAACAUCACCUGCUUCUUCACCAGCGGCUUCCUGAUCGCAGUGCUCUACUCCAUUGGGCCACUCUUUGAGUCGCUCCCCAUCUGUGUGCUGUCCUGCAUCAUCUUGGUGGCGCUCAAGGGACUAUUCCUGCAAGUGCACGACCUGUUCAGGCUGUGGUCGUCCUCUCGCCCGGACGCCGUCAUCUGGCUGGUGAGCUGCCUCAUGUCCAUGGUGGUGGACCUGGACUACGGGCUGCUGGCGGGCGUGGUCACCUCCCUGAUGGUGCUGCUGCUUCGCGCCCAACGGCCGCCCACUGCAAACCUCGGACACGUGCCCUCAACCGACCUCUACCUUGACCUGGACAGGUACCACAAGGCGGUGGCGGUGCCCGGCGUAAAGAUCUUCCAGUUCGGCGGGCCACUCCACUUCGGCAACGCCCCUUACUUCCGCUCCAGCCUCUUCUCCACAACGGGCCUUGACCUCGACGCCCUCAAGGCUACUAACACUUCCUCCCCCAAGACGGAGGAGCCGCCUACUGACGCUUCCCUGUACAAGGUGGAAAAAGAAAUGGUUGUCGUUAUAAUCGGGCCUGAAUUGAAGACUACACCGCCCAGCAAGAGCGAUGCACCGAAAGACUACGACAGUCAAGAGGAUGUCGGCAUAUACGGCAGCAAUAAGGAUAUGAGCGAAGGGGGGAGCAACAGGGACGACAGCGAUCACGAUGACGUCAGUCACUACGAUACAGUCCGUGACGACGCAAUUCAAAAUGAGAAAAAUGAAAUGCAUGCUUACCAAGGUCAGCAAGACGACACAAUUCAAAUUGAUGUUACACAAAACGAUGGAAGCAAUGAUGUCAGCGACGACGAUGACGACACAAGUGACAGUGGCGUUAGUCAGGUCACCACGCAGGAAGCCACCAGCGCCUCGCCCUCCACCCCGCGUCUCGCAGAGCGGACUCUGGGGAUGAUGAACGACGACGCAGCCAGCACCGUAUCAGCCAGCCCAUCGCUCACAGACAUGACAGUGGUUGACGCAGUCAACACCUUCCCCUCCUGCUCCAGACUCACGGACACAGAAGGGACGCUGGUGGCCAACAGUGGCGCCGCCAAGGAGUCCACCUUUAUCACGCUGCUGGUGCCCCGCUGGCUGGUGCUCGACUUUACCCUCGUCAGCUUCGUAGACUCGGCGGGCGCCGCCGUCCUGAAGCAGCUGCACCGCGACCUCCAGAUCGCCGGGGUCAAGCUGUGCCUCGCCUCAGCCUCAGACAGGGUACUGCAAGCCCUUGAAAAGUGCGGCGUCCUGCAGGAGAUCACCAGUGACCUGAUCUUCCACUCCAUACAUGACGCAGUGGCAGUCAUCACCUGCACCAAGGCUCACCAGGCCAAGGAUGACCUGCAAAAGUCAUAGUCGACGCUAAACACGGACAAUAACAGCCGCAACAGCACCACCAAUAGAGACAAGAGCCGCCCGACGCGUGCUCGCCGCGUAUAUAGCUGCAGGGGUGCUGGUCGCUGGACAAUGCUCACCCGGAUCCUGGCUGAUCCCCCUCCCUCCCACUUCGCCGAAGGUCUCCUCGGGGCCGCACAGUCUCCCGAUAACUCAUCUGGAGCUCGUCGUCACUCUACAAUAACUUAUUCACCCUCAUUUACUUGGCUUUUUCCUGGGUACAAACAGCCCACACUUGAGUAUCGGCCAGCGCCGCCUGUCUAACGUGGAUUUACUCUUCAAUAUACUUUUAAACCUUUCAGAGCAUCCACUGACCCGUCGUGUUGUUUGCAUCGCCGUGAACAUUUAUUGAGACCACUGUGUAACACUGCUAACCCACCAGCCUUCUUUAUACAGGAGGGUAAUGUAGUGCGAGAGAAUAAAACUUCGCCAUAAUUUCAUGUAUAUACAUAGAUGCACUAAGGCUAUUAGAGCAAAGUGACCAGGAAAAAUGUAAAUGGAAGGCAGUUUUUUAUAUUUUAAGUGGAAUAUUUUUUAUACUUUAUGCAUAUUCAUAUCAUAUCAACUCACUUAUAUUCAUGUUAAGACACGAACCUCAUCAUCUCACUCACAGCAGGAACAGCAGCUGACCGCAUGCCGGCGCCUGCCAACGCUCAGGACGACUGUCUGCUAUCUUGAUCUCUUCCCCUCCGGUGUGUUGCAGGACGCACUCUGCUCCUCUCAUAACUCAAGUGUACAAACGUGUUCCUUGUUGAUCCACCGCCCAAUGAUGCGCUUGUCACUCUUUGUACAGACACUUUCAUUCACGUUAUGUUCAUUAUGCUACCAUUUAAGUAUUACCUGUAAAAAUAAAUGAUAAAGCAAC
Messenger RNA from Eriocheir sinensis (Chinese mitten crab), 3724 nucleotides. RefSeq names its product sulfate anion transporter 1-like. The transcript has 15 exons. Gene Ontology annotation, molecular function: chloride transmembrane transporter activity; bicarbonate transmembrane transporter activity; sulfate transmembrane transporter activity. Gene Ontology annotation, biological process: transmembrane transport. The coding region runs from base 121 to 2820 and encodes 899 amino acids. The record is from RefSeq and is a predicted model, not a curated record. NCBI's taxonomy places the organism in Eukaryota, Metazoa, Arthropoda, Malacostraca, Decapoda, Varunidae. Gene Ontology annotation, cellular component: membrane.